Ctenopharyngodon idella (grass carp) is the source of this 3591-nucleotide messenger RNA. It is a transcript of the gene nphp4, whose product is annotated as nephronophthisis 4. Gene Ontology annotation, cellular component: non-motile cilium; ciliary transition zone; ciliary basal body. The transcript is spliced from 21 exons. Gene Ontology annotation, biological process: negative regulation of canonical Wnt signaling pathway; protein localization to ciliary transition zone. Bases 150 to 3011 code for a protein of 953 amino acids. Lineage: Eukaryota; Metazoa; Chordata; Actinopteri; Cypriniformes; Xenocyprididae. The record is from RefSeq and is a predicted model, not a curated record.
CUCUGCAGGCACACAGCAGACAAAUUCGGGGAAAUGUGUCAUCAAGUUCAAGUUUUCAUCUAGUGUGGAAGGAGCUUCUUGCAGCACGGCAUUAAAAGUGAGCCACCGGGAAACGUCGCCACCUAAGAAGUUACUUUCAGCAUCCCAAGAUGAACACGUCUUGGAGCCGACAGGCUUCGACGCUGCAGUCUUCACGCGGCCCAGCGCUGUCUCUCUCUCAGCUGGUUGCGACUUCACGCUACCCGACCAUGAGCCACACGGUGGGGUCUCCAUGGCAACAACAGCUCCCCUCUCUGCUCUCUCCCUCCCCGAUGGCAUCGGCCCACCAGCUGUCACAUGUCGAGCGUCCAGUUGCCGGCAGCAUUGCUCACCUGGAGCUGAGUGUGCAGGAGAGAGAGGGAGACAGAAGUGAGGAAGAGGAUGAGAUGCAGGAGCUGACCUUCACCCCAGUGCACGCCCCUGUCAUCACCCUCGGAACACAUGCUGCUGGCUCCUCCAGAUCGACCUCCCGGAGAUCUUUGGCCCAGCUCUUCUCCUCUGGUUUUCCUCAGAUCCUGGACCAUCAGAACCAGGUGGCUGAGGUUUUGGAUCCUUCUGAGCCUGUCAACUUUGACCUCCAGAGAGAAGAAGCAGAUCAUCUGCUGGCCAACACUCUCAUUCUGCAGUUCCUGGCCUUUACCAGAGUCCCUCAAGCUGGUGUGAAUUCAGACUGGCCCAGCUCUGUCCAUUUCACCUUCCAGCUUUACCGCUUCCCCCCUGUCACCACAGAGCGUCUGAAGCUGCUUGACCCGGAGAGGAACAGCAAGCUCAAAUCCAAUCCUGAUUACCCAUGUGUCCUCUCCCUUAUCAACAAGGACGGCACACUUAGCGCUGGUUUUCCUGGUCUGCAACUGCAGUACCGAGUUGACCCGCAGUUCCUCAAGCCAGGUGAGCGGGGGUGGUUCCUGCGAUACCUGGCGCUCCACUCCCUGCAGAUUGAUGUCUGGGACAGUGAAUCCUUAAUGCUGAUUGGCUCAGCUGCGGUGGAGCUGAAGCAUAUGCUGCGUCAAGGCCGUGCGGCCGUCCAGGUGAGCCAUGAGCUGGAAGUGAUCACUACUGAGUACCUGCAGGAUGCCAACUUUGCCAGGAGGCAUGACAGCAAGCACAGCGCCACUCCAGCCAUCAGUGUCUACACUACUGUAAAAGGAAUUCUGCAUCUGCGACUUGGAAACGUUGGUGGCAGUGUGUCAAGUUCCCAGAGUUCUUUGGCUCUCACUCCAUCGCUCUCCCAUGUGGUCCAGCCUAGCGAUGCCUCUCAGGGUUUUGCGGGAGGAAGUGUCCCUGCUUUAACGGUUCUCCAGCUUAACGUGAGCAAUGCCAGACGAGCCCGCCGAUUGCCAGAAAUUGACAGCGAGCUGGCCAGACUGCUACAAAGCACCAUGAGGGAAGUGGGUGGAGCCACACUGCAUCAGCAGGCCGAAGCGAACGAAGUGCGCCAGAGGAAGAUUGACAGAAUGGCAGCUGUCCGUCAACAUGAGCAACAGAAGGCCACGCCCCCUUUUCAAGACAACGCAAACAUCACGAGGCACCGGACAGAACGCGUGCAGCAUUCCCGUGACCUGCGAGUAAUCGAGGCUUAUCGUGAACGCUGUAAAACACAGGAGAUCACCAACAUGCUCUCUCAGGCUAUCACUACCAAACAUACUCUGUAUGCCACACUCGGAACGGCUGAGUUCUUCGAAUUUGUGCUCAAGAAUCCAUUCAACGUUUCUCAGACAGUCACCAUUGAAUGUGACGACCCAGAGCUCAGUGUUAUCGUGAAGAGCGAGGAGUGGAGAUAUUUUAAGGAUUUGACAAAGACUCUGACUCCUCUAGAGGAGGAGAUGUUUCACCUAAAGGAGAGCACACUGACUCCACAGGUUUACCUCCGGCCUAAAGAAAGCGUCCACAUCCCCUUCAAGUACCAGACCUUCAUCUGUGGUCACAACUUCCCUCUUCAGGAUACAAAAAGCUUAAAGAUUUCAAGAAGUCCACAGAUGGCUCAGAAACAUCUGUCUAAUACAAUUCAAGCCAAAUCUAUCAAGGUGUUGUUCCGUGGGGAAGACAAAAAGCCUCUGGCAAUCUGCCAGGUGGAUGUUGAACCGACGCCACAUGUGGUGGACCAGACCUUCCGUUUCUACCAUCCUGAACUCACCUUCCUAAAGAAGGCCAUUCGCCUGCCUGCAGCCUGGGACGACACAGCAGAUGGUUCUGCCACCCUUCAUGUGCGCUGCAGCGACCCCAAUGUCAUCUGCCACACCACCAGCCUGACUCCAGGAGAACCACAGGAUGUUUACCUGAAAGUACCUGGUAGCCCAAGUCCACAGAUUAGGAAAUUCUUCAUCACCAUUUUCACUGACCCUUGGCUGGCCUCCCCUGCGCAGAUCUGGCAGGUAUACGUGCAUUACCUGCAAAGGAUGGACCUGAGCUGUGUGUGCGGCACUCUGAGCUGGCAUUCGCUGGUUCUGCACGGCACACAAGCUAUUCGCAGGGUCAAGUGCUACACGUCGCAUCCCCUCGAGCUUCAGGUGGAUCCAGAUGAGGUUUUUGCUCUUCCUGCUCAGGGAGUUCAAGAUAUCCGUGUAGGGCUGAGGGCUCUGCGCCCUGGAAGCCGUUUCUUUUACCUCAAUGUAGUCGAUGUGGACACAAGACAGCUAGUUGCCUCCUGGUUGCUGUGCAUCACAUGCCGACAGCCUGUAAUCUCCAAGGCAUUUGAAAUCAACGUUCCUGUAGACGGAGGGAAGGGCAGCAAUAAGAAAAUCAGUUUCACAAACCCCUACUCCUCCUCUAGGGUAUUCAAUCUCCGCACAGACCGCCCAGACCUACUUCAGUUUAAAGAGGAGCAAUUUCAGAUUGGAGGAGGGGAGCUCUACACCAUCGGCCUGCGCUUUGCUCCAAGUCAGAACCCCGGCAUGGAAGAGAUUCUCAUCUUCAUCAAUGACAAACAGGAUAAGAACGAGGACACUUACUGUGUUAGGGUUCAGUACAGAUAACACCAUCACACGGCAUUAUAGCUGCUUUUUUUGCCCACUAACAGACCUUGAUCCAGUGGAUGUGGAUUCACUCACGUCAUGGGCAUGUAUUUUUACUUAUACAGUCCUAUAAGUUGAUCCAAAUAACAUGAGGAUGUAUUGAAGUACAGACCAAACGUUCUCUAUAUAUAAAUGCAGACAAUGAGUAAGGUUAAUUGUAUCCAGCUCAAUGAGUAGACGGAGUCUCUCACGUGCGCUGGAGUAAAGCCACCCUGCGGUGCUGAAGGCUGAAACAGAAGAGAUUCUCUGCAGAGCUGAUGCUCAUAUCGGCGCUCUUGAUGUGUGUGUUUAUGGUUACGCUGAACCCCUGCUGUGAUGUGUCAUUAGCAGUGGAGAGCUGAUGGCCACUUGCCCAGGACUUCAGCUCUAGAUCUUCAAAAAGCGAGACGUGUGUGUAAGACCAAUCAUUUUAUUUUAUUAAGUGUUACGUUUGCACUCACUGAGGAUAGAGUGCUUAAUUUGGGGGAAGAAAAUGCAGCCAUCCUUCAUUCUGUAUUUUUUUUUGGUUUUUGUACUAGCAUCAAUAAAAAACAUACUGAUU